Molecule: messenger RNA, 1482 nt
Organism: Wallemia ichthyophaga EXF-994
Lineage: Eukaryota; Fungi; Basidiomycota; Wallemiomycetes; Wallemiales; Wallemiaceae
Product: RING-finger protein MAG2
Exons: 2
Coding region: 1-1482 (493 amino acids)
Biological process (GO): positive regulation of transcription by RNA polymerase II
Molecular function (GO): transcription cis-regulatory region binding
Source: RefSeq, a predicted model, not a curated record
AUGCGUGAAUUCGUGUUCAACAGCUACAGAUUCAUCCUUAGUGCGGAUUCUACUCCCGCUACUCUCCACUGGAACCACAUUCUCCAGGUUAUAGUACCCACAAUCAGCCCUUUGGACUCCUUCAACGAGCAUGCCUCACCCACGACGUGUCCGAUUUGCUUAGACGCUCUUAUCGCCCCUAGGAUGCUUCUCUGCGGCCAUAUCUUCUGCCUCCCGUGUCUUCUCCAGCAUCUGGCCAGCAGCGACAAUCCAAAAUACACCAAAUGCGCUGUCUGCGGCGAUGUUUUCUACUUGAAGCAGGUUAAACCCGUGCAUUUGCAGCCCAUACUGCCAUCCUCAUCCACAAUAGACCUCACUCUCUUACGCAAGCCACUACAUAGCCAGCUGGCCCUGCCCACUGGUCACCUCUACCCGUCCUCGCUUGUCCGGCCGCAGGACAUGCCACCUUCGUUCAUCCCCGAUGUCUUCACAUUUGCCAAAACGAUGCACGCCACUCCAUCGACAGUAUCGCAGCUAUACACGCGCGACAUCCACGCCCUACAACGCGCGCGGGAUCGCAGCGCUGGCGAUACUUUCACACAGAUGUACAUGGACGACGCGAGUGCUCGGGUGGUCGACGCGCUGCACGCGGCCACAAACGCGACGCCAGCGUCUGCGCAUCAACACGAGUCCCACCAGCAAGUACUCCAUACGCAACUCACUCACCGCCCACCCUACACUCCGUCGGCGCACACACCCGACUACUUCUUUUACCAGUCGAGUCAGGGUUUGCCUGUGUUUCUGCACACACUUGACUCGCGCAUGCUGCUGCAGCAUUACGGUGCUUAUGCUGCCUUUCCACCGCAUGUGACGCUGCGCGUGGAGCACACGCACGAGUGCAUUGUCGACGCACACCUGCAGCGGCGCUGCAAAUAUCUCGCUCACCUCCCCCUCGGAUGCGAGAUUAUUUUCGUGGAGACGUCGCUCGAGGGUGUCGUGGACGACGCUACACUCGACGCUUUCAAGGAACCCCUCCUUCAGCGCAGACGGAGAAGAAUGGCGAAACAGCGCAAAGAGGAUCAAGAGUCUAGGCGGGCGCGCAGGAGGGCGGAUGUGGAAGAGAGUGAACGCGUAGCGAGGCAGACUGAGGCUCUCUCCGCUAGUAGCUUCCCGCAGAUGUUGUCCACCCGCUCGGCGCAGGAGGAGGAUGAGGAGAGUCAGCUUAAUCAUGCUCUCGCUAUUAGUUCUGCUGCUGCUUCUAGCUCGGCUGCUUCGCCGUGGGGUGGUUCUUUCGCAACCGCCCUCUCCUGUUCUGAUACUAAUGGCAGUCAGCGCAGAGAGGAUAUCGAAUCUUUUGAUUUACAGUGGAACAGGGCGUUGGAGGAGCAGAAUUCUCAUUCGCAUGAGAAUGUUAGUGGCAGUGCUACUUCUUCUGCUGGCGCUGGGAAGAAAAAGAAGAAGAAAACUCUCGUUCUAGGUGCCCAAGGUUCUAGAAGGGCUUGA